AAUAUAGCAGGGAAAUAAACUUUUUCGACAAUUAGAGCCAAGAAACAGUCCGAAUGUUUAAGAAGUUUGGUUCCCGAGAUAACAGACCGGCGAAGUUAACCCGCGUUCAUCCACCACCCGGGGAUUAUUAUAUCAGCGCAAUGGCCACGGACCGGGAAUUGGAUCGAUUCAUGGCCCUUUCGUCGACGGCAAGCAGUGGAGCCAGUGGCAGCACCCAAAGUUGUGCCCUGGGAUCAGUCCAGCCGCCAGGAUGUGCCUCCAUGGAACAUGAAGCGCGACCAGAAUCAGGCCACAGGCGUCGCACGAAGAGCAGCGAUCAUCGUUCACCUGACGAACGGGGGGAAGCAAAGGAACAGCUCCGGGAACUGUCAGUUUCACCACCACCCAGUAAGCACAACAUCAGUCAGUUCACAUCACCGAAAUCGGAAGUAACUCAGACGAAACCGAAUGAAUACACUAUAAUUCCUAUUGUAUUGGCCAGUAGCCCCAGUUUUCGUUCCGUAGCAGUUACCCAAACCAUGUCCCAAUCCGCGGGGGACAUUCGCAGACCUAUCAAGUCGCCCCAGAUGCAAAACAAAAAAACCCAGACACUAGAGUCUGUCCAUAAGUCACACAAACACACAAAGAAGUGCCAAUGUAAAUCCAGGAGACAGGAUUCCAAAGUUAGCUCUUGUCAGACGGACAUUCAUCAUCCGGAAAGGGAGCAGCAAGAAAUUCAGCCACUCAUGAGAGACCAAAGGAAAGCUAAACAGCGCCAUGAAAAGGAUCAUCAACUGGAAAGGGAACAGCAAGGAAUUCAGCAACUCACGAGGGACCAAAGAAAAGCUACAAAGCGCGAAAAGGUGCGCGAGCAAGAGCGACAGUACACGGCGGCUCAGUUCGAGAAAAUUCGGGGCAAUAGGCGGCAUGUGAGCAAGGAGAACCAGCAGCCCGAGAACCCUGUAGUAAAUCCCUCCACCGGCGUCACAGCCUCCUCAUCAACCACUUCAUUAGACGUUGGAUCCGGUAGUAGACCGCGAGGGGUAUUGGAUAUAGGAAUCGAGUUGGUCUGUUCUCUGGUAAAAUCUCGCAGCCUCAGCCAGGGACAGAAGAAAAAACUCGUCCGUGAUAUAGCCAGGCGUAUCUCCUGUCUGGAACUGACCGAAUCCAGCACUAGUUCGCGUUCCCUGAGCAGCAGCAGCAAGGAGCAGUUGAAGGUGCCUACAGGUUCUCUGCAGCAAGUUGCGGCCACCAAUACGAACCAAUCCAAUGCGAGAAGCUCAUCCAAAGCUGAACGUAUUGCUCCACCAGUUCCCGCUCCACGAAAGCGAGCAGCUAUCGGAUCAUCUUCGCCACUGCCUGAAAGCGUAUCGUACAGUGGCUCAACCAGUGGCUCAGGCGAGGUGAUCACCCAGAAGACAAAUAUACCGAAUCGCAAUGCCUCAACGGAUGCAGAUAUUGAGCCUUUGGAUUUGCAGGAUUGGCUGAAUCCCAUGACCCUGAGUGAAAUAGAGUUCGAAGAGCGUUUGAAAGGUGGCACGGAUUCGGAGCGAAGGAGGCAGCUCCACUGGGUCAAGACAGAGAUUAAUCGCAUGCAGGAAUUUAAAAAUCUUUUGGAAAGUAUCAGUUUGCCCAGCAAGUCGCAGAAGAAAGCAAACACGGAAUCUGCGACGGCUGCGCAGAUUCCAAGUUCCAUGCGAUGUAUGGGCGACCAGAAGGAGCGACCGGACAAGGAAUAUCUUCUGCGACAAGAAAUGUCAGCUGAAGCAGAGAGCAAAGAGAUGGAAAAUUCGGAAACAACAACAACACCGCCGCCCCCAGUGAGAAUUGAAUCGGUUGGAGUGAAUGUGACCAAUUCUGAUCCUUCCACACUGCCAGCACCGCCCCCGACACAACCACCACCACCACCUCCUCACCUUAACCAGCGGAAUCUGCAGAACCGUAAAAAGAUGGCCACUCCUUUACUUGUCUCAGGUAGCUCUACCAGUGGCGGCGGUCGCAGUGAAAGUGUCUGCUCCUUUGUCCAGCAAAGGCAGCGUCAGUUCUGCGAGCAUUAUGAGAACGAGCAGCUUGAAGAGUUUGUAUUGCUCCAGAAACAGAAACUUUACCAGCUGCGGAAACAGCUGAACCAGCAAAAAGAUAUUUUGAUACAGAGGCAGCAACAUUGUGGUCAGCGGACUUACGUUCAUCAGCAGCAUUGCCCGAGGCGUCAACAGGAAGCACAGGAUCAGCACGAUGAACGAGAGCAAUAUAUGCAGAUGCAGUACGCCCAGGCGGCGGGUGCCUAUGCAUCCGGCGCGGUUGGGAAUGAAGCCAUCUACCACCAGGUGGUCAACCCUCAGGGAGUAGCUAGCUAUGUGCAAGCAACAAUGGUGAGCACAGAGACACAAAAUGAAGCAACUGCAACUGGUGGAGCAGGAGGCUCGUCCAUCACCAGAUGUGAGACCACCACUCGUCAGUACGAUGAUGUGGCAUGUCAGCGGGUGCGAAGGGGGCACAAGGAGACCAGGAUGAAUGCAGAGCGUAUGCAACGCCAAGUGCGUCCACGUGCUAUAUCCUAUGUCAUCCAGUUUACGCCGACGGGCAGCAGUGAGGUGAUUGAGAAACCUCCCUCCCUGCAGGAUCAACUGCAGCUGGCUCGUCCCGAAUUCUGUGCCAAUGCCAAGCAGCGCAAGGCCAUACUUAAUGAGAUGCAGAUGAUUCGCAAUGCUCGGCGCCAGGAGCUGGACAAUGUUUUGAGCCAGAGUACCAGCAUGGAGGCGCUGAACAGGCAUCUGGAGCAGCUGCCUCCAGCAGCCAAUACUCGAGUUAAAUUAUUUACCACCAGGGAAAUGAAGGCGAUUACCUCCAAACGGUGCAAAAAUUUGCCGGAAGUGUUGGCCGCCCAAAGUCGCCAGGAGGAGGAGCAGAGACGUCGCUCCAAUCGUUUGAUGCGCGAUGCUUUCAACAAGUCCCAUUUAUCCAAACAGCGCCUCAAAAGUCGCGUGGCCAGCGGAAAUAUAUCGCAGCGUGGUAAUCAUCUAGAGAAGAUCGAAUAAGGAUUUCCCCACAGCCACCGACACCAGUUACCGACAUCAACACCCACAGCCAUGGCACCCACCAGUUUUAGUUUUUCAUUAUUAUGCUUUUGCCACUGCCAAGCUUUGUUAUUUUUCUAUAUAUUUUAAUCGAUCACAAUUGUUUAAGUCCAGUCCAUACGUAAUGUUAAAAUUUAAUGUAGCCGGCCAAUUAACUUUAAACAUAGAAAAUUAUGUUGAUCUAGCAUUUGACUAAAUUUGUAAUGUUUUUAAAAGAAAUAAAUUGAGAACGGGUCGACGAUCGAUUUAAAUCU
Molecule: messenger RNA, 3310 nt
Organism: Drosophila melanogaster (fruit fly)
Lineage: Eukaryota; Metazoa; Arthropoda; Insecta; Diptera; Drosophilidae
Gene: Alms1b
Product: alstrom syndrome 1b
Exons: 5
Coding region: 54-3017 (987 amino acids)
Cellular component (GO): centrosome
Source: RefSeq, marked reviewed